UCCGCACAUCGGAGGGCCACUGAACCCCAAAGGUGGAAUGGCAAGUUUCGCCAUGUAGACGGAGAAGCUUCUUUAAUUUUUCUUGUCCAGGUAAAACAAGACGACAUCCCUCACAUCUCUGUCGUGGCUUCGAAAACACUUCCCUGUUGUUGCUGGACAAACUCGCGAUCCUGCCACCUCACUCCCCUCUGACUCAACACUCCUACAUCAUGGUCUCUGCUUCUGGGAGCCGUCCGUUCCCUCCGGGCGUUCACGUCCCGUCUUUGACGUGGUUUGACGACGGCCAGACCCAGGAGAUCGCCUGGGACGUGCAGACCAAGCACAUUGAGUUCCUCGUCAAUUCCGGGCUUCAUGGCAUCGUCGUGGCCGGCACAAACGGCGAGGCGGUCACCUUGACGCGAGAGGAGAAGCACAAGCUCGUGUCCACAACGCGAGACAUUGCGACACGGCUCGGCCGACCCGACAUCACCAUAACACUUGGCUGCGGCGGCUCGAGCACGCGCGAAGUCAUUGCCGAGACGCAGCUCGCGGCCGAGGCGGGCGCCGACUUUGCCCUCGUGCUCGUGCCGAGCUACUUCCACUUCGCCAUGGACCAGGCCGCCAUUGUGAGCUUCUUUGAAGAGCUGGCCAGCGCGAGCCCCGUGCCCGUCGUCAUCUACAACUUUCCUGGCGUCGUUGCAGGGCUGGACGUCAACUCGGAAAUGCUGUCCAAGCUGGGCAAGCACCCCAACAUUGUCGGUGUCAAGCUCACCUGCGGCGGCAUAGCCAAGGUGGCCCGAAUUGCCGCCGAGUUUGAUCCCCAGCAGUUCUGCGCCCUCGCAGGCCAGAGUGACUGGCUCGUGCCCGCCAUGUCCGUCGGCGGCACCGGCACCAUCACGGGUAUCGCCAACCUCUACCCAAAGGUAUGCCUCGAGAUCUACGACCUGUGGAACCAGGGCAAGAUCAAGGACGCGUCGGCACUGCAGCUCAAGCUUGCACAGAUGGAGUGGGGCUUUGGUAAAGGUGGGAUCAACGGGACCAAAUGGGUUGUCGCCAAGCUUCAGGGAUAUCCCAUAGAGAAGUGUCAUUGCCGAAGGCCGUAUCCAGAGUACUCGGAUGCAGAGAAGCAAGAGUGGAUCUACGGUGUCUGCGCGCCACUGGGCGAGGAGGAGGCGAGGUUGGCCAAGAACUCAUAGGAAAAGCAUUCCAGCUCAGCCCUGGGGUAGCAUCAAUGGAAUCGCAUUUUGAGUCGACUUGGUGAAGUGUCUGUCUUCUGGCCUAAGGGAUUCAGGGCUCUCCAUGCUGAGAUUCUGCCUCGAUUUCGGCUAAUUUCUCUAUCAGUCACUGUGUACAUCUACUGCAGUAUAUCUGUCAAGGCUGGCGCUUGAUCGACAGUGGAAAGCAGAGGUUUAGCUGGACGUCGGAUAAAACACACAAGAAUUGAAUGUUAACCAUG
Molecule: messenger RNA, 1435 nt
Organism: Microdochium trichocladiopsis
Lineage: Eukaryota; Fungi; Ascomycota; Sordariomycetes; Xylariales; Microdochiaceae
Product: dihydrodipicolinate synthetase
Exons: 2
Coding region: 210-1175 (321 amino acids)
Molecular function (GO): 4-hydroxy-tetrahydrodipicolinate synthase activity
Source: RefSeq, a predicted model, not a curated record